Molecule: messenger RNA, 1441 nt
Organism: Coccidioides immitis RS
Lineage: Eukaryota; Fungi; Ascomycota; Eurotiomycetes; Onygenales; Onygenaceae
Product: kinetochore protein Fta7
Exons: 5
Coding region: 102-872 (256 amino acids)
Source: RefSeq, a predicted model, not a curated record
CGGACCAGGAACAAAGACAACCUGUUAUAUUUUCCUUGCAUUGCAACAGCCAAACAGGCCAUUAGACCGAGGAAUUUUACGGAAUACAUUGGUCAAAGACAAUGCCUCCCAAGCGCAAGCUGCGUCAUGAUGUUUCCUCGAAAGAUGCCGACGAUGCUGAAAGCGGGCCAAAUAAGAUUGCCAGGCUUGUGCCUCGUACUCGUCAUGUUUCCGAAAAGACCGUAAAAUCAAAAUGGACCACUCUACCCGAACCAGUGCAAGACCGAAUCAAGGACCUUUUUCAGGCAGUGGAGUUUCCUGUGCUCACGAGACAGAGAGAAGGGAGGAAGAGAGUUGAGGCGCAGUCGGCGCUGAACGCUGUGAGGAAGAAUUUAGGAAAACGGCUGCCAAGGAUGCCGUUUCCCCCCGGAACGAAAGAGAAUAGUUUCAAUUACGAAUCUGCCUUGAACGAGAAUCGCUUACUUGAAAGCCAAUUAGCAACUAUGACCAGCUCCGCUACCCUCCUUCGCAGAGAGAUUAAACGAGAGGAAACAGAACUUGCAAGAGAGACCGCAAAAUUGGAGGAGCUCGAGAGGAAUGCCAAGGCUGCGAAGGCACAGAGCAAAAAGCAAUCGAAAAAUGUGCAUCCGGUCCUCCGACGUCUCGAACGGCUUCCCCCACAAAUAGAGGAUCCUGUGGAUUUCAUCGUGACCGGUGGCCAAGAUAAACCUGGGUUGUUAUGCGAUAUGGAUGCAGAUCCGGACGUCCUAUCUUUGGUGAAACAACUGCGGAAUCAUCUCGAAUCUAUGAAGACCAAUGCUAACCAAGUUGCUGGCAUUCGGGAGGCUAUUACACGGGCUCAAUCCGCGUUGAAUAUGCUUCCGUUGGGGUGAAAUUCGAUGCAGUCGGAAAUACUCCAAACCGGCCACACCCUCAUCUAUUUACUAUUUCUCCAUUGAUAAAUAGCCACCUGAUUUCCUCAACCAGUUCAACGUAGAGGCUGAUCAUGGAGAAACUGUGUAACGCAAACAUUCAGGUCCUCCCGAUGUAUCGAAGCGGUGGACAUUCCAUCGAUACUUGCUUGAAGGGCGGUGCGAUAUGUAUGUACGUAUGUAUUGUUGAGUGUUGGCGGUCGCACAGGGUCCUCUUGGCCGGCGGCACUCGCAGGACAUAGGGCUUGGCAGCAUGAAUGGCCAGGCCAAUUGCCGAUUCGUGGCUAGGAAAAACGGGCAAAAAGACCCUGGAGAUCUGUGCCGUAUUCCGCUGCAAAUCCAGGCCUUGUGAGCCCAGAGAAUCGUAGAUCUUGGACGAGUACUCAACUUGGCAUGACUUUGACAGGAAUGGUGUUAGUUAGGGUAUCGCAGCAGAGCAUCAUCUGCUCCACACUUGCAUUAACUAGUUAGUGUUGAAAUUUUAUCCUCGGAACUCGUCCUCGCUAGAAUGGGGUGUUGAAUUAUUAUUA